UUUACUUUCUGCGAGCAUAGCUGUUCCACAUUAAUGAUUUAUGAAGCGAUUGAUGUAAGCGUCAAGCAUUGAUAACAGACCUUUUGUUUAAGCACGACACUAAUUUAAAUUAUUCGCCCCUGUUGAUUUGAAAUGCUUUCACAGAAGUAGGCCGGCUGUGAUAUUUACCCCGCCAGUGUUUUGGGCUCGCCCGGCCGAUUUCUGGACAAGGUGAAUAGUUACAAAUCUAGAGUUUUUCCUCUAGAUUACCACUGGUUUCAAUUUUCUCCACAACAGGAAGCCAAGAGGCCCACCCCGGUAGAUUUCAAGCUGUAAGCGAACAAGAUGCCGAGCACAAGAAAUAGAAGUCGGUUAUCAGAACAGUCAACCAGUAAGUUUGCAACAAAUGACUUUGUCAAAAAAACUUGCCCACCAAGAGAAAAAAAGUGCAAGCUUAAAUCGAAGAAAUUGCUGCUCAAGAAAUUUACAGCUCAGUCUGACGAGGUGGAGGAAGGUAUGUUUUGAAAUUAUUAUCAUUUACUGUCAUGACACAAUUAAAACAUUUUCGCUGAUUUAUUCAAUGGAAUCUAACAAGAAUGACGAAUACUUAACUGUAGAAAAUUCGAAGCUCUUUGCGAAGUGUAACUUCCUCUAAUGCCUCGACGGUAAAAACCGCGCAAUCUUGAAGAUAAAAUCGUUAAGAGGUUCUCAAUUAGCCAAGAGUACCGGUAUUCCGUCAAGGCAACCGAGGUUUCUUUAUCUAGUUUUUGUAUAUAGUUAUUUUAUAAGGUCUAGUCAGUCGCCGUUACGUCACUAUAAUUGUAAGCCAGAGCAAAACAGGCGAACACUGCCUGCUUUCUUGAACGAGAACGCUUCCAUGACUGACUAUCAUUAGCCCAAAGGUUGCACUGUUAAUAAAAGGCUAUGUGAACCGCACAUAAUCCCAAUAAUUGUCCCGAUAAUUGACCUCAAGAGAUCUACUGCUUAGUGACUGAAAUUCCUUUGCACGAAAAGUUCUUACCAUUGUUGAACGCAUCGCUUGGUUGGGUCCAUACAGUGAUGUUAAGACAGUACUUACCGUCUGCGAAUACUUUCGGGGUCAAAUUUACAACGGAACAAGAAAGCGUAAAGAUAAAAGCGGUCAUUUCGUCCGUGAACUGGGGCACGAGACGAGAAUGGCUCAUAGAGAUUGAUACUGUACCGCUUCGUUCAAUUGCAUUUUAUACCUGAGAGCCGAAGGAUUAUCUGUCAUUGCUGAAGGGUUUUACAAUAAAUGACCCAUCAUUGUCUUGACUUAGUAUUGGAACCGUUUACGGACCUACGGUUGCAUUAAAUGAGCAAGUACUUUUACAAAAAAUUCAGUUCGUUCACGAAACCUGGAAAGAUGGUCAGGUCACGACGCUUCAAGAAGAACAAGGAAAAUGAAGCCUGUGAGUUGUAAGAAGGAGGAAUGGUAGAGCAGAUUUACUUGUUUCCGCCUUUGUUGACAGAUUUCUUGUUGUGUUCCUUUGCAGAUGUUGAAUUGAUGAUUGGAGAAACUAAGUCUAGAAUAGCCAACUGCAAUUCAGCCGUUUCAAAAAGCAAGAAAGAGCAACUCACGGAAACACUUCGGUGGUGAGAUUUUUUAAUAUAUAUUUUUUUUAUUAGGCUUCUGGGUGCAAAUUCGCGCCUACAGCGUUUCGAGGCCUUUUAAGUGCCGCUCGAAAGAUUACAAUUUGCACCUCAAAUCCUACUAAUUUGGCGAGUGAUUAGGAAUUAGAACCGUUUUCUGUCUGACAAUGACAGUUACUUGGAGAGUGUAAAAGUGGAAGAAAGUUGGAAAAAAGCUCUAAAGAUAACUCUGAAUUUCCCCCAAAAAAAUAAUAAUAAAAGAAAAGAAAUGCAUAUAUUAAACGUAAAACUGGUCAUUCAUUCGAAAAAUUACUGCAAUUUUAAACAGAAUCAGCCGGGAAUUUGAAAAUUAAUUAUGUCAGAGAUCUUAUGUCAUCAUGUCCUCGUACUUUUUUGGGCUUGUGUUUUCUGUCAACAAAAUGUUAAAUCUCUUUCCCGAGUCCUUUUUUCCGCAAAGAUACUUUAGAAAACCCGAAUAAACCCAUCAAAGUUUUGAGACCGCAAAAAAGUUGUAAAGAAACCGUAAUGGAUACCAGCAUACGAUAUUCUUUUAGACUUCACACGUAUUGGAAGCUCUUUUCUAACAGUAUCCGGAAAUUCGGCGGAAGAUACAAUUCAGGGGAGCACAAUAGAACACCAGAUAAUUUAGCCGAAAUAACAGCUAAAACAUUAAACAAAACCACCUAGGUCUUUCAUUGCAUCUUUUGCAUUUAUUGACCGUGCGUACCUGCUAAUUACCUUUCUGGAAAUCAUAUAUUCACUCGAAGAGUCUAUUUUGGUCUUUAUAGAAAACCUAAGCUUGGCAGCUGUCAAAUUAAGUCAACUUUUGUCAGGCGUAAAAUAAAUGAAUUUUUUUCUCUUCUUAACAGUGAGAAAGGUGAAAUGUAAACAGUAUUUGAAAGAGCGCGCAGCCCUUACAUUGUAUGACGUUCAUUGAUCGCAACACAAAAGGCUACAUCUUGCCGUAUAGACUUGUUUGACGCACUUGACGGUAGUGAUAUCUACUAGUAUCAACCUCCCAGAAAGUAUGAGAAUAAUGAAUCUAAUUUUAUCCCCUUGAAUGUUUUUGGGUUUUUAUCAGUUUUUGAUGUACUUCCUUUUAGUAGGAAUGUUUUUAAAAAUCUAUUAAGAAAAAUACCAUUAGAGAGCUCAAAUUUCAUCGCCGUUAUUAAUGGUCUGAAAUGCUUCGCGUCUUUUCGAAAAAAAUGACUUGGUCCAAAACGAUUUUUGUAUAGUUAUGUCGCAAGAAAUAGCAUUUUUGCGACUGAUUAUCGCCUAAAGCUUUUGAAGAAGAAGUCGAAAAGCUGAUGACAAGUCUAAUUUGCACUCUACUAAUCUGCUGACAUCUUGAAUGACUAGUCAGCUAGCCCCCUAAAGGAACUGAACUUUAUCUUUGAGUUUACUCGAGAAAACGUAAACCGCCUGCUACCUUGUACGUGACGAUUUUAUUGCCUCGUCAAACCUCUUUGAAAUUUGUCCGGAAAAGUCUCAAGAUCUCAAGUUUUAAGAUUUAACGCAAUGCGGUAACCCUGUUAAAUUUUGCGGUUUGCGAAUUGUCUACAUUUGGGGUCACCUUAAAAAAGGACCGGAAACCGCGAUUCAACCCCUUCGCGGGGCAUAAAUUGGACACUUAAUGUUAAUUACUGUUCGGCAGUUUUGCUUAACACGAAAACGUGGAAAGUGAUUUCAUCUUACAAUCACCUUAGAACGGUUUACCCCAAUAAAAAAUACCUAUGCUUUUUUCGUAAUUAGCAGUUACUUUUAUGUGGUUUCUUGCUUGAUAAUAACGGUAGAAUCCAAAAAAAAAAAGGACACGCUCGUAUGGUCAGUUCCACUAGGCGGUCUGUUGUUUUUUUUUUUUUUUUUUGCAGUGUAAGGUUACAGAUCACCUGAGUUUCGGUGCAUUAAAUGCCUUUACAAUUAAUUCAAUAUUUCAGAGAAGAAAAACUCUUUACUUCAAAUUAAGUGCACUAUUACCUAAUCAUUCUAAGAAAUUCGAAAACACUACGGAAUGUCAAGAGUUUUAUGCUCAGACGCUAUCUGUCAUUGAACUUAGAUGCAAUGAAGAAGUCGUCAAAAAUAAGCAAAAAGCUGAAACUUAGCCAAAAUGUGCUGAUCAUCUUUAGUUUGCAUAUAGUAACACACCUUCGGCUUGACGCUCUUAUUUUACCUGAAAAUGUUGUCUAGAGGCCGUAACGGGUAUGCAAUGGGUUUCACAGGGGAAAAUAAAAAAGUGAAAAAAUGACGGUUCAUGUGGGUCGCUUGGCUCCUCGGCUAGGCUCGUGAUCGGAACUGAGAACAUUAAACUCGCUCAAUCAUCCGACGGAACGUUUCACCUAGCAGCCUUCAUGAAUUCAAAUUCUUUGUUAGUGGUCAAUCUGAAGCUUUAAGGGCUUUCCAGUUCAAGAAAUGUUAAGAAAAGGGGUUUUGAAAUGAAAGAAAAUGGGUGAGAAAGCUACAAUGUAGUCACAUAAACUCGUUAAGGGCGAAAGCAGGUUCAGGGUUAUCUAAUGAAAAGACAGUAUAUAAGUAUGGUGUCAGACUUUCGCUUCACAGUGUAAUUUUUCAUCAAGUAGGUCGUUUCAAAUCUUCCCCGUUUCCAUAAUUUUGAUUAAACCCUCCCCAUUUUUUGUUCAUAUAAUUAUUAAAAAAAUCUUAAAGGACUGCAACCUAAAUGCGCAUCACCCGUUUAGAUCGAAUGAAAUCUUGGCGAGACUUAAAAGGAAAACUACCAAAUAUCCUAAUAAGAGCAAGGUAUCCGACCGAGAUACCCCCUUAACUUCCGUCAGAAGCUAUCUUUUUUGUCACGUCUUAAACGUUACCUCCAUCAGUUUAAUUGUUCUGUUGUAAGGAGUAAUAAGGAGCUUUACUUGCCAUUUAGUUAUCCUCUAUCUAAAUGCGUACAUUUUCAGAUCUCUUUAUAUCAUUUUUUUUCAAGUCAUUAAGAGUGGUUAACCCUCUAUGUCUUAAUAAGCUGAUCUAAUUCUCCUCAGGUUGGAAGAGAACUAUGUUAUGUGUGAAGGAGUUUGCCUUCCUCGGUGCAUUCUUUACGCUCACUAUCUGGACUUCUGCCGACGACAUAACGUAGAUGCCGCCUGUGCGGCUACAUUUGGAAAGGUACCAGUACCUCUUUUUCUUUAUAAAUUAUGAGUGGGGCUUGAAACCGAAGAUUUUAGUCGGCAUGAUGUCCACACGCAGGCUGGUGAACUGUCCCCCCGCUAUACAUACUCUCCAUUGUAUCAGUUUUGGGCGUUCCUGAGGUCUUCGGGACUUAUUAAUAUAAAAAAAACCGAAAAACGUUUUUUUCUUAGUUUAUUAAAAUGGUAGGCACUUUAAUUUGUUUUGUCCAUCUAUAAAACGUUUGCGGUUGUAUUUCUUGGAGGUAACGAAUGCUAUUUUAUCUGUUGCUCUUCGUUAGUUAGAUACCAGCUCUCACCAAAGAAACGAGUUUUUAAAAUAUGCUACAAUAUCACUUAUGCCAAUGCGGCAGUGAGUUGAAAAAGAGCAAGUCAUUUGGAAACUAGUGGAAAACUGUAAAUAGCAAACUAAUCUUUAACAAGACGGAUCUUCUAGAUCUCAAAGCUUAUCCGCCAGCUUCAAACCAUAAAAAAUAUAAAUGGAAUCUUCUUUUCUCUUGACAUUUUCUGAAACCAACGAUAAAUGGAAGUCGAGCUGAUGUCUGGCUUCUUCUGUCAACUAUCAAUUUUUUUUCAAAUUUUCAGCAAACAAUACUGCUCUUUCCAAUUUUUAUAGUGAUCGUAAGCCUGAAGGCGACUUAUAACAAUUCAAUUUCUUUUCUUUUCCUUUUUUUUUCAUUAUUUGUAGACGAUACGGCUAAAGUUUCCUCAACUCACAACAAGAAGGCUUGGGACGCGCGGUCACUCCAAGUAAGCUGAAAUUAUAUUUUAAAUCGCUACUGAGAUCCAAAAUAUUUACCUAAACGAGCACUUAACUAAAUAUACAAAAACAACUGCGUGGGUACCCACACAUUCAUCAAAAUUUUUCCCUUCACAGGUAUCACUACUACGGUAUUGGAAUAAAGGAAUCUUCUGCUUAUUAUCACUCGGUUUACUCAGGGAAAGGUUUAACAAGGUGAGGGAGAUAACUUCCUUAUUGCCUUCUCGCCAUGAAAUAUUAAGUGAUAUUUCGAUGGCAUUCCGUUGCUUGUUCUGAACGGGGUAAUUAAACGACCUCCAUGGUAGAGUAGGAUUUGUUUGCUAAAGAGACAAAGAAAAUGUCGUUCUUUUCUUAUUGAAAAUCCGUAAGGGAUAUAAACCGGAAGAGGCGGUUGUAAAAUGAAGAAGAAGUAUAUUCAAAGAAUCUGACAUGCUUAACGAAAUUUUCACACCAGAUUUUUCACGUUGAUUUCAGUCCCAACAAUUGUGUUAUUAUUAUUAAGAGUAAGAAAACUUUACACCCCUUAAAUCAAGGAAACACCAAAUGCAAGCCAAUAAUAACAAUGUGUUACUAAAUUUGGAGAGGUUAAAAUAUAUCAGGAUAUUGUGUAAAGUUAAAGAAAGAAAACAUUGACUUUUUCCAAUGUUCUGCCCGACUGUUUUAAAUGCCAUAGAAAACUGCCAUUUUUUUGGUCGUAAAAUAGAUCUUGGUGGGAUAAAUAGUUAUGUAUGAGGUUUUCAGUAUUUCUGUUUUGUAUCUUAAAAAACGGGAAAUUAUGCGACAAUGAAAAAAUAAACACAUGGUUCAACCAGGAUUUUGGAUGAUGAUUAAGUAAGUUGGUGCUUUAUUAUUCUUUAUAAAGAAAAUUUGAACUAAUUAAAUCAAUUGUCUCAGGUGUUCAUUCGGUAUCGCAGUACAUAAUUCAAAUUGUUUUUUUUUUCUAUACUUUACAAUCAAAGGUUAUUUUAACUCAGCUUCACUAAAGCCAAAUGUUUGUAAGAGUCCUUUUCUUAACGACUGUUUUCCUUGUUUCAUCAUUCGGGGUCAUCUUUCAAUAAACACCGCAGUGCAGCUCACAAAUACAACACAAAAUCACGCGAUAAGAAUAAAAAAAGAAAAGAAUGCCUUCAGGAUAUCUGUCGUUUAUUUUUUGUUUUAAAAAGUGAGGGCGAAAUUGCGAAUGAAUAGAAAUAAACACAACACGUUCAAAAACGAAGACCUUAUAGGAAGUUUUGAAAAGUGCUCUACAAAUAGAUUUUAUUCGGAUAGAGUCAACAAUUCUUCGGGAUUAAAUCAAUUAAACGUCGUAGGCUUCGGAGUAAAUCGGAGAGGACUGAGCUUUUUGCUUGGAAAAUUGUCAACAUGUGCCGAUGUUUGCGUGACAAUGAGUGCUGCUCGCAUUUAUUUUCUAGUAUAGACUGAAGUUUUGUGGACCUUUAUGCCUUGGCGGAUGAAGGAGAGGGGCCCUAGGCCUGGACCCACCGUUAAAUUAGGAAUAAGCGGGCUGCCAUUCCUUGAAUAUGUCAAUCCGCCACUGUGAUGAUUAAGGUUGUAAAGCCCGGUUUUUUUUGUUCUGGAUUUCAUAAGAAAUUACUUGAGUUCCACCAAGGCAGCAUUGUAAGACGUUUUACCGCGAAGCUGUUGGCAAGUAGAGAAAGGGAAAACAAAGACAGCAAAUUUUGUCAACCUCCUUCCCAGGGUCCUCUCCACGCCACGGAGGCCGAGUAGGAGAGGACCCUGGGUACUAGGUUGAAGUUUUGUACGUGUUGAAAAUGCCGAAAUUAAAAAAAAAUUUCUGUCUACCUAUGAUAAACAAUGAUUACCAAAGUGGAGUGUUGCGAAGCUGCAAUUAUUUUCAAUUGCUUCCCAGUUAUUGAAUAAAUGUUCGAAAAGUUAUCAGUGGUAAGAAAUAAUGUCUCAAGCGACUAAAGACGGGCGCACAGUGCCUGUGUCUUAGCCUGUGUCCGGCUGUAGUUCGAGGGCCUUUACCCAGUCCCUUGGCCUCAUUAUUCCGCGUGGCCAAUGCGUUUCGGGUCACGUGGUCCAAGCGAGUUUUUCUCCAGGCCGUUCGUCUCAGAUACGUCACCGAAAUGCAUUGACUGCGAAGGCCUGGGGAGACGCCGUACAGGGACUAGGCAAAGAGGGCCUUAAGUUUUUUGUUCUCAAGUUAUAUUACCACCUGCUCAAGAGUAUGCUCUAUGAGUUAUAAUGUAAUGUCUGUUCUUUGCUGCACCUGUCAGUUCUAAAAUGUUUUAAUUAUAUUUCAAUAAAUUUUAUUUUACCACAGAUUUUCUGGAUCAAAAGUCAAGAAUGAGGUAAUAAUGCCUGUUCUUGCGAGAUAAGAACCCUUUUUUACAUUGAAUUGUAUUUAAAACUAUUGUAUUUGUACGCCAUAACAGCACUAAAUUCCAACGCUAUAAGGAGUGAUUAUCAGUAAAAGGCUGCCAAAGACAUUUCUUUUCUCUGGUCACAACACAGCGUUUCGUCCGCAUACUCAAAAGUUAGAACCACGGUGCUGCAUAAGAUUCCAUCUUUCACUCUGUGAUUGAAAGGUUCAACUGAAAUCCGACUUAUUCGAGUUUUAAACCAUCUACGUUUCGUAAAAAAGCUUCAACAGGGAAACCUAUGAAUUGUUGUCUUCGUUUAUAUAGGAGUUUUCAUUUUAAGCUAUAUUAUUAAUGUUAACCCGUCAAUAUUCGUGUGAUUUGUUUAAAUCGUGAUUUUAUUGCCCUCCUUCUUAGGGUUCUUUUUCAGUUCGCAAAUAUUCCCUCAGCUCCAAGACUGGCACUUUAUUACCUGACUUCCCAAAUCCGAGAUUGCUGGAAUUACCAGGAAAGAUUUCGCUUGAAAAGGUGAGGAGAGGAAGUUAUUCAUGAUCACUUUUCUCUUGUUAAAACAAAGACAAAAUCGAAAGAACAGUCCCAAAGAAAACACGUUUUCUUUAUCUGGAUACAAAAAGAUACAAUACGGCUACUACAUUAAAAUGAACCAACAGAAAAAAUCAGACCGGAAAACUGCCACUUAGACUAUUAAAACGCCUGUACGGCUCAUCCACCGUCUUUUAGGUUGCGAGUGUGCGCCGUUCCCUAUAUAGCGGAUGUUCCUUUGCUUCAUGCUCAAGAAUUAGAGAACAUGGCAAGGUAUAAAAGGAUAUCCUCACUCGUUUCCCUGCUUUUUAGUUUUAUUUUUUCUACUUCGUUGGUCACUUCCCUAACCUAUAACUUGGAACCAGCAUCAGAUAAUUUGCACUCCCCCGAAUUGUACGUAUUCAUUGAAAUUAAUGCUUGUUUAUUAUUGAUUAUUUCUAGUUAGAGACGUUUGUUGUGAUGUACAAGACACACUGUCAGUGUAUUUUAGACACUGCGAUAAACGCCAAUUUUGACGAGGUGAGCUUCAAGUUUUAAAGUGUGGUUUGACUAUCGUUAAAGAUGUCUGUUUGCUAUUCUAAUAUAAUCAAUUCACACUAGUGUUCACGUGAUGGGAAAAGAAAUAACACUGUGGGACGGCAUUAAACCAUGCAUUUGCGAGGAGAAACACGGUCGGGCCCGGAAUAAGACGAUCAUGCGAUGGGUAAUGUAAGCUUAGCGAUCGACAAAUGGUACAAUUGCCAAACAUUCAGGUUGGAAUUAGGGGAAAUGUAUGUGAAAAUUUGUAUCAGUCUUAUCCGAAACAUUUCACAAUGGCGAAUCUGCACCAAUUCAUAUGGAGAUUUCAACCAAAAUGUCCGGGUUUUCCUUGUAAAUAGAUAGUACUCACUCUAGAUGUCCAUUUUCGGAAUUAAGCUUCCUUCUUAGAAGUUUUCUUUGUAUUGGUAUUCGUUGCAAGAUACCGUAAAGUUCCGAAAGUAACGAAAGUAACAAUGUGCUGUACCUUUUCAGUUACAUAAAGGAACGUCAACGAUCAAUAUAACCGUUAAAAAAGUAAAUCUCGGAUCAGUUUGGUAAAUCUUGUUGUAACUAUAAUUUCCUUUAUUUCUAGCAAGAAGGGAAAUCACUUUUAAAGUUGCUACUUUCGGAAAGUCGCUACGUUCGGAGAGUCGCUACUUUUGGCAUUGCUAACACCUGUGAAAUUUUUCCGCUACUUUCGGGGAUCGUUACUUUGGGAACUUUUCGGUAGUUGUUCGUAUAAUAAGUGACAUCAGCUUUAAACGUAUUGCUAAUUGCUUGAGUGUAACUGCAUGCUAAUUUGCUUCUGUCAUUUUCUAUUUUAGAUAAAGAAUUUCCUCUUACACUUCUGGCAAGGCAUGCCCGAUCACCUGCUACCGCUGAUGAAUACAGAAGUCGUAGCUGACGUUAUUUGCGUCUGUGAUUCCAUUCUCUAUAAGGUAUAUGUAGUCACAAAUUAAACGCGACUUGCAGUUACCAUCAUAAUGAAGGUUUACAGCGAAAAGUGUUUCAACUUUUGCCUUCCGUUGCCCUGCUGAGUUAAAUUUGAAUUUUUUGUUUGUCGACUGCGGGUCUUAUGUUUUGAAAGCGGUCAAAUGUUACCUAAUAUUCGUAUUAGAAGUUGCAGCAUAGAGCGAAGACGACUAUGAGAACGAGAUUUUCUCAAUGCUAAGUAGUGCGCGCCCGUGAACCAGCAUCAUUUUAGCGGGAAAGCGCGAUACCCAUCGUCAUUCCACUACGGGUUUUAUUAGCAAAAAUGUGGUAGUGACGGAAACAAGUUAUCAAAUGUAAGAAGUUUUGUUAUUUUGCGAUAGGGAGAAGGCCUAACCUCCUUCAAUAAAAAUAACGGUUUUAACUUUUCUUGUGAAAGAAAGGGAAAAAAAACUUUAAGCCAGAUCUCGUCCUCAUCUUUGAAUCACAAGGACUCAAUUGUGUCUGAUCGCCGUACAAGUGAAUUGUAAGGCUCGUGAAACCGCGAAACAAGCAUCAUUCAUUCAUUCCUUAUUCAUUCCACUUGACUUCUUUUGUAGGUUUUAAUGGAUGUUCUUGUUCCCUCCACAAUGCAAGACGUCCCAGAAGGGUAAGUAAAUUACAAACGUUAUAUUUAUAUUUCCAGCUGCAUUUUCUUUUCGCCAAUGACUAUAACUAACAACCAGCCGUUUUUUCCUCCACCAGACUACUCGCUGAUAUCAGGACGUUUGCGAGACACCUGGAGUCCUGGGUACUAGCUGCAACAGUUGAACUUCCAGAUUAUCUGAAAAUGGGAAAAGUCCAAGGUCAGUUGUUAAACCAGCUAGGAUUAUAUUUUCUGUAGUGCAUUUAGCAAUGAAAUGGAAACAGAUUUUCCGUUUCUUUUUUUUUUUUUUUUUUUCAUUUUUUGGUAGCCUGGGUACACCCGCUCCCUCCAUUCAAAAAAGUCGGGGAUUUUGUUUGAGGGGAGGGGUGGCUGUAUACAGGCUAUUAUUUGGGUCAAAGCAAAGAGUGUCUAUUUCUUCAAUUAUGAUUUGCGAAUCUAUCCGCUCAAACUUUCGGCGGCAUCAAGUCUUUGACAAUCUUCCUAGUAAUAUAGGGUGCAUUUCUUUUAUUUUUCGUAGGUAUUAGAACAGUGAUUGCAUACUUAACACGAUUUCUAACAAAUAAAAAGUGAUUUUUUGCUUCUUUCUCCUUGUGAAGCUGUGAGGCGUUUUGUUCAGUCCCUGAGAAGACAAACUUCGUUCCUUCAUCUUGCACAGGUAUGAUUUAACAUCACUCUGAGAAACGAAUCCUAUAUAGCCAAAGCUCCUUGCUACCGCAGACACUAAUGGCGAUAGUGCGAAGUGUUUGCCUUAAAAGGGACUAUCGGCUACGGUUAGUUAGUUACGUUCGUUCGUUCGUUCGUUCGUUCGUUCGUUAGUAAGUUAGUUAGUUAGCUAGCUAGCUAGCUAGCUAUCUAGUUAGUUAGUUAGUUAGUUAGUUAGUUAGUUAGUUAGUUAGCUACUAGUAAGUUAGUUAGUAAGCAAGUUAUUUGGAUGAUUAUCUCGCUACCCGCAAACAGGGCUUUACAGAUUGUACAAUAACACGUAAGAAUUAAGCGUAAGAUUCCUUAACAGAUGAUUUGGGUUAUUUCUUUCGAACGUUGCACCGACAGCCUGAAUUCGAUCUAAUUGUCUGACCUAAUCUUAACCUUUGCUUUUUUCCCCAAGACUUCCCGACCCGUCUUAGCCAACCAAGAGAUAGUGGAUCACAUGGUAAAAGACAUCGAGAAGCUUGAUAUAGGAAACAAUGGAAGGCAAACUUUGCAAGCCAGGACCGAAAAGGAUUGCGACGAUGGAUUUGACAACGAAUGUGAGAAUAAUCUUUACUCGCUCAGUCUUCUUUAUAGUCACCCUUUUGUGUUUUCAUGUAACGGGGCUGUGAAUGCGUCUUGUUUCGCCUGGAUGAUGAGCUUAUUUUGCUUGAUAUUUUGAAUCUCAGUUCUUCAAGACUUUGUUGAUCUGUUGCGCGAGCAAGCGCCUUUGGAGUCUUAUGUGGAGUGGUUGGAUAGGCUUGUAGAAACAAAGAUCAUUCGGGUGAGUAGACCUCACGUGAUGUGCACGUGAUCCAUGCACUUAUUUCUUUCUAACAACUUUGCGGCAAAUGCUUCAUUUAUGAUUUCGUCACUGUCUUUUUUCAGCCGUGUGAGGAAGCUGGUGACGAUUUUAAGAGCAGAGCUCAGGAAUUCCUUUUAAGAUGGUCAUUCUUGGGGGCGAGGCUAAUGCACAACUUGACCCUCAACGCUUCAUCGUACUUUGGUGAGAUUAAAUUAAUAAGCCGUUUCCAUAAUUUCAUAAUUUCAACCAAAGUAGUCACAUUUUCAUUUAAAACAAACGCAAGAGGAAAUAUUCUAAAAAAAAUAGCGGAACCAGAAGACGCUUUCUUCGAAGAGCAUUGCUUACGCAACUUUCAACUAUAAAAAAAUCUCUGAAGCCUUCAACACAGGGAAAAUAAAGGUUGUGGCUAACAUGUGACAUUUUUUAUUUGUAAAACCUUUGGCCAAGUAAUCUGUAAAGGCAAGCAAUUUCCCAGUCUACUCUCUAUAUCGUAGCCUAGUAUAUCUGUUUUUCAUCCGGCAAGGUUUACAAGAAUGCUGUUGUUAUUACCUCAUUUCCAAGGCCAAGAAUCAGCCUUUCUUUGAAUGAAUCAAGAGAGUAUAAUGGCGUUGAUGAUGAUGAUGAUGACGAUGAUGAUGAUGACGAUGACGAUGACGAUGACGAUGACGAUGACGAUGACGAUGACGAUGACGAUGACGAUGACGAUGACGAUGACGAUGACGAUGACGAUGACGAUGACGAUGACGAUGACGAUGACGAUGAUGAUGAUGAUGAUGAUGAUGAUGAUGAUAAUAAUAAUCGAUCGUGUAUGUGAUGGAGCGCGCUCGAUUUUAAGUAGACCGUGACAGACUUUCUCCUGCUUCAGUUUUAGGCUUCAGUUCGGCUUCAUAACCUAUCCGUUUCUGUUGACCUGUAGGAUCACGUUGUCACUUGCUUCUUCUUUGCAGGAUCCUUUCACCUUAUUAGAAUGCUCCUUGACGAAUAUAUGUUACUUGUGAUCGAAACGAAGUUUUACAAUGAGACGGAAGAAAAGUUGCAGGAAAUGCUUGAUCGGCAUUUAAAAAUGGGUGAGUGAUCAUACUUAUGCAUGAUGUUUAGAAGGGAAGAACUAAGGGACUGGUCAAUAUUUAUCGCCCGGGGAGAGGGGGGCGAAGGAUUUUGGGAGGAUCACUUGAUUUUUAGGAGAACAAAAGGGGGGAUCAGUCGUUACUAAAAACCUAAAAGGGGGGAUCACUGAAAACUUUGGAAGGAUUCAGAGGGGGACCGGCCACUCAAAUUUGCUUGGAAAAUGAAGUCGGGGGGAGGGAAUCGAUGUUAUUUGGGGGGAUCACUUCAGUGAAGUAACAUUCAAAGGGGAGAUCGGUAAAUUUCACCUUGUUUAGCCCCAAUUACUCCCCCCCCCCCCCCCCCCCCCCCCCCCCCCCCCCCCUUAGGGGGGGGAGUAAGUAUGGUUUUGUUGUAGGGGAGAACAUCAAAUAAAAAAAUACACAAAGGGGAGCAUGGAAAGUCUCCCCUUUUUGACCCCAAACUCCCCCCCCCCCCCCCCCCCCCCACCCAGGCGAUAAAUAAUGACCGGUCCCUAAGGGAUCUACAAGCUACAAGACAUGAUACUCUCGGCGGAACACCUACCCAUCCAGCAAUUCCUAACUCCGCCCGUCACGGCUUAACUUGUGUGAUACUAUUAACACCAAGUUUCGCGAGGGUUUGAAGGACACUUCCAGUCAUAAUUUACCAGUUGUCAUCCUGGCUUCCUGGUUUCCCGCCAAAAGAUAAGCACCACAUAAAUCGCCUUGUGUGCAGUAAGCGGCAUCAAAUUUUGUGGCGUAGAUCAUGCUUAAAGUAUCUUUUUUUUUAGCACGUAUGUAUUGAUAAGGCAAAUUAAAUGGGUCAGUAGAUGGUUAGCCGUAGAAAACAACGCUAAUGAUUUUCUAUUUUAUUUUUCUUGCUAUCAGGUGAAGGAGUUGACAAAGAUAACUCCCCUCUUCGAGUGCAGACCAUUGUAACCAAAACAAAGUUCACAGUGCCCGACAGCGUUCUCGCAAAUGGCGGAAAACUGCCACCUAAAUCAGAAAUCAUAGAACCCAAGCAAACUACCAAGCCAGGCACUCGGGUCAAACGUAUAAAGUCACGUGACCAUGUGAAUGGCAUGAAACCAAGACCCAAAAGACUGUCAACUCAUCGUCUAAGCGCAUGCUCUGUGAUGGAUCAUCCACCUUCGCCGGUGAUGAAUGGCUUCCCGCCAACACCUUUAGAAUCUUCAGCCUUUAUUAUGCCUUCGCCGAAGGAGAAUUGCUUUCUUGGACACAACGGGAUGCCUCAAGCGCCUCUGCUUACACCUCCUGUGUCGCCAGCGGUGGCUUCUGGGAUGCAAAGGAACACAACAAUGAACAACAGCUUUUCUCAGGUAACGUACACGGCUCUUGGUGAGAAGAAGCAGCAACCGUGGGGAUAUUCCAUGAAUGGUGAGGUCAAUCCUCCAUCUGAAGUGAUCGACAGCUUGGUGGCACAGCAUUUCAAUAACUGUGGAUUUGGAGGCUUUGUUCAACAGGCGCGGUACCAGGCUCCAAUGGCAAACGAGAUGAACAAUGUAAGUUAUACUUUGUCGUAUUUGCCUCUUUUUUUAGCCUACCGCAACUAUCAAGACUGUUACCCAAACCAACAUUUUCUUGUCUUAGUGGGGUAAGCUCCCACCAGUCUCCAGCAGCUUAAAGAUAGAGCACCUGGACUACAGUCGAUCGAACCUCCACCUCUUUACAACGGCAACCUUUUUCUUGUCACGGUGGACAGUCCAUACAUUGACUUUGCUUAGUCCCUUGGCCUCAUUAUUCCGCGCGGCCAAAUUGUUUUGGGUCACGUGAUCCAAGCGAAGAUGUGAGCCACGGAUACGUCACCGAAGUGAAUUGACCAAGAGGGCCUGGGAAGAAGCCUUACAGGGACAAGGCAAACAUUGACUCUUGUUUUUGCUCUUGUUUAAACCUCUCCACAACCGCGGCCACUUACUUCCGCCCCAAGGCGGCCUUUGUGCGGAAGAGGUUCAACUGUAGUAACCUGGGCCGGGUUGUUCGAAGCUGGGUUUAGAUAACCCAGGGUUAGUGCUAACUUUGAAACUCAGAUAUUAGAGCUUAAAAUUCAAAUUCAGUUUUACUCGUUUUGCCUACAAUUUGAUGACUGGAUGCUCUAAAACAAUAGAGAAAAUUAUCCAAGAGAGUGCUUUUGAUAACAAGAAAAAGAAAGCCGGGUUAAAAUUUAACCCCGGGUUAGUGCUAACCGGCGUUCGAACAACUGGGACCAGAGGGUUAUAGGUUCUACUCCUAUUGAUACUGCUUUUUCUUCCGAGCCGCCUGUGUCACUGACAGAAAAACAUUUUUCUCAUUCUGUAGUCUGUUAGCAGGAUGAUUAGACCUCGUAAAUACCUUCCAGUUGGCUCUGGUUAGUAUUUUAGCAAAGGGUAAUUGAAUGAUAAUCAUCCAACGUAGUCUCUCUCUCUCGAUCAUAAACAUCUAUCCUAGACCUUCCACAACUGAUUACACUCUAACGCGCCUAAGUAGUUGUCAUUGAACUAGUUAUAAGGGUGUCGAGUGUAGCGGGGCGAAAGACCCACACUUUGAUAUAGUCCACUGUUGAAUUCUACGAAGCAAAAUUUGGUCCACGCCACUGUCGCCUCUACGUUAGAACAUAGAGUCAUCACUACUUUAUAAGUUCUACUCAGUGAUAAUUUCCCUAACUUCUUAUGUUUACUUUGUCAGGGUUACGACCAUAGUCCAGACUACGUUCAAAACUGCACCGUCAAUUCAAGUCACUUACCUUAUCAGCCAAUGAUGGCAACUGCGAACUCCCAUUACGCACAAGUAACGCAAGGUUAUUACAUGCAUGUUGCGCAGCCCGAGUCACGCAACCACAUCAACCACGUGACUACCGGCGGGGAAGUUCCGAUGAUGGGCUCUACCAUGGUUUACGCAGAGGCAACAGGAAUGAUGGAUGACGCUGUCGGGGUAGUGGAACAUGCAGACGAAAAUGACGAAUUCAUUAACAUGACUGUUCAUAAGUUGUUCAAUGGUGAUUGUGAGUUGGAAAAGAUGGAUUGCGUUGAUGAACCAGGAAUGCUCCCAUCUAUAAACUCACUUCUUACAGAAGCAGCCAUUUAAAAGGAAUAACGUAAUGAUUACAAAUAUAUAUAGAUAUAUAUAUAUAUAUUAUGCAACUGUACAGAGACACAUCAGCCGCUAUAUUCUUGCUAUAGAACAGGUCAAAUCACAUGUAAUAUAUUAACUUUAAAGCGCUCUAUUUUUACACCAAAGCCGUUCUUUCUUGAACUUAUUUUGUAGUCAUUUUUUCACUACAUAUUUUUCAAAGAAAAGCAAGAGUACAGCGAAUACUGACUUCUAUAACCAGCGCGCCUGUGGCUAUUUACCUUUCGUAACGGUCUUAGCCAUUUUUAACGGUUGAUGCCACUAUUAGUAACCAAGCCUUUAGUUGUGAUAGAUGUAAUGUAUUCCCUUGAUUAAGUUACAAUAAGGCAAAUAAUACGUUUUUGAGUAGUCUUAGGAAGAACGAAGUUGACGUUCAAGUUGAAUUUACGUUAAAAAUUAUGGAAAGGGCUAGGGUCACCUGUUAUUGAUGUAACAUAAGAAAAACAGUUUGCUAGUCUAUGUACUUAUUUUUUUCGGAAUUCUGGCUGGUCGGUGUGGUAGUGUAGUGGUAAGGGAGUCAGGGUUCGAGCUCCAGGUUCGACCCUGGCUUGCCAUUUUCCUUCUUUUUCAUAGAAACGCUUUCAAUAACAGGUCAAAAAUUUUCUAAGUGUCUCAAAAAUGGCAGCGACCGUUUACGAAAGGAACAACUGCGGCGCCUGCCUAAUAGAGUUACCCCCUGACGUUUUUCAUUUAGUUCCCUAGUCUCUCAUUAGAAUACCGACACCACUAUGUUGAAAAAGAGCAUUUAACGUAGGUCCCAUUCAGUUAGUGUUCGUUUUAGAGAGCGUUGACUGUACCUUAAAACCAUUCUUAUUCGGAGAUGAUUUUGUCAGCUCAAUCGCGGUACGAUUCUUAGAAAGGUCGAAAUAAGAAGCAAAGAAGCUUA
Porites evermanni is the source of this 17017-nucleotide messenger RNA. Lineage: Eukaryota; Metazoa; Cnidaria; Anthozoa; Scleractinia; Poritidae. The record is from the annotation of a GenBank genome assembly.